AUGUUUUUCCGGAUUAUGGGCGAUAUGUUGCAUGUAGCAUCACUCCUCAUCUUGGCUUUCAGAAUCAGAAAGACCAAGAGUUGUGUUGGAAUAUCAUGCAAAACCCAAGAGUUAUAUUUCAUUGUAUUUGUUGCCCGAUAUUUGGACCUCUUUACAUAUUACGUGUCAGCUUACAACACACUAAUGAAAAUAACCUUUAUAUGUUUAACGGGCUAUCUGAUAAGCCCAUUUGUUUAAAAAAAUAUUCCUUCUAUUAAUUAAAAAUAUGCUUAUUAUAGAAAAUAAAGAGUUGGCCAACAGCCUUAAAGUACUUAUUUUUUAUAAAUAAGUAUAUAUCUGAUGAGGUUCGCUAAAAUAUACAAGCAAACUUAUGACUCCAGAGGUGACAACUUUGAGUACUGGAAAUACCUUCUUGGGGUUCCUUCACCCGACGACUAUUUCAUAACGACUAUUUUUUUUGGCCUAUUUUUUUUUGGCCUAUUUUUUUUGGCCUAUUUUUUUUGGCCUAUUUUUUUGCCUAGCCUCAUUCAUGAAGCUGCUGAGAGGACUAAAACCUUAUUGAGAAACAGAGGCCUUUCCUUACGCGAUUAAUAUUGAGUAAACUAAGUGAAAAACUCCUAAUUAAAUCUAAAAUUCUCGAGAUUUUAAAAGCAAUGAAUUAGUAUUCAUGGAGUAAGAAAUCUGUUAAGGGUGCAUUUUCCGUUGGUCAAAUCGUCUAAAACACAUUAAAAAUUAGAUUAAAACAAUUAGUAUGGAAUUAUGCCCAAAUAUUAGUAAAAAAUAGUUAAAAAAUUGUCAAAAAAAGGCCAACAAAAUAGGCCAAAAAAAAUAGGCCUAAAAAAAAAAUAGGCCAAAAAAAAAAUAGGCCAAAAAAAAAUAGUCGUUAUGAAAUAGUCGUCGUGUGAAGAUACGCCUUCUUGGCCCAUGCUUCAUCCUUGGACUAUUUUUCAAUACAGAGUUUACUCAUAUGGAAAUAUUAUGGAGUUUUUCGAUAUUCCUUGAAGCUGUUGCUUUUAUUCCACAACUAGAAAUGCUACGCAAGAUGAGGGAAGUUGAAAAUUUACAGUCGCAUUAUGUUUUUUGUUUAGGAGCUUAUCGAGUAUCUCCUUUCCAUUAAGCAUAUCCAAUUUUCUAACUCCCCCCCUCCGUGAGUGAACAAAAAAAUUUUGUUCACUCACGGAGGCGGGUUAAUUUUUUUUGUUUGAAAAAAAUUAUAUAUAAAUUUUUAUAAAAAAUAUUUUUUUUUCGAAAUUUAAAAAAUCCCACUUCGCAAAAAUUGGAAAGCAAAUAUUAAUUUAAUUUGUAAAAUCUAUGUUUUAAAAAGCAAUUCGUAUAAAAUUAAAUAGAAUUAUCUCUAAAUUUCAUUAUACUAAUUAUCACUUAUAUAUCAAAAUUUUUUCCAUAAAAAAUUUUUCUAUUAAAAAAAUUUUUGUUCACUCACGGAGGGUGGGUUUUUGGGCAAAAAAUAGCGAUUUUUCUAAUGGUUUUGUUCACUCACGGAGGGGGGGGAGUAAGCAGAUUUAAAAUAUAUUUAUAUAAAUAAUUUAUUAUAUUAUUUACUACUGCUAUCAUGAAGUUUUUAUCUUAAGAUAUACUUUAUAUCAUUAACUGGAUCUCUAGAUUUUUGAACAAUGAAGAGAUUUCUUAUAUUUCACUAUUCGCUGGUAUUAUACAAUCAAUUCUGUACGCAGACUUCUUCUAUUACUAUGUUCUGGCGAAGCUUAAUAAUAAGAAAUCAGUUACGUUACCAAUCUAA
Blepharisma stoltei is the source of this 1756-nucleotide messenger RNA. Lineage: Eukaryota; Ciliophora; Heterotrichea; Heterotrichida; Blepharismidae. The record is from the annotation of a GenBank genome assembly.